Molecule: messenger RNA, 698 nt
Organism: Aspergillus brunneoviolaceus CBS 621.78
Lineage: Eukaryota; Fungi; Ascomycota; Eurotiomycetes; Eurotiales; Aspergillaceae
Exons: 2
Coding region: 257-670 (137 amino acids)
Source: RefSeq, a predicted model, not a curated record
GAUUAGGGUUCACGGACGAGUAGCUCGAAUCUCGGAUGCAGCAGAACGGUACCCAAUGAUCCCGAUACUUCCCCGCAGUGCUCUUCGUAUCCCGAUCCCAAACAAUGCAGCCCAUGCAUCAUCACCACCUACUUAACUCCGUAUAAAAGUGUAGCCAUCGACUCCAUACAUCAUUUACACCCGUAUAACUCCAACCACUCCCUCCAACUAAACAACAACACCCAUAACCAACCACAGACCCAUAACCCCUGGGAAAAUGCGCAUCCUCAUAGCCCCCGCCUCCCCGCAAACCGCCCAAGCAACCAUCACCGCCCUCCUCGCCCACCCAGACACCAACUACAUCCGCGGCCUGUACCGCAACUUCCAUCGCGUGCCCCCAGCCCUCCAGAACCACCCGCACUUCGACCCCUACCCGGGCGACCUGACCGUGCCCGCGACGCUGAACUUCCACGGCUUCGACACCGUCUUCUUCGUGCUGCCGCCGUGCCUGGACGGCCGCACGCCGCUCGACGAGUGGGCCACGACCGUGUCCACGAACAUCCGGCUGGCGAUCCAGCGCUCCGGCACCGUGCGGCGGCUGGUGCUGCUGUCGAGCUUGGGGGCGGAGAUCGGGGCGGGCACGGUGCGUUUCCCCUUUCCUUUGCUUGCCUCUCAUCCUGGUGCCAGCUAACGGAGCCUACGAUCCUUGAAUGGAUGGG